AUGGGCGUGUUCAAAUCGCGGCUCGAGAAAGCCAAAGGAGUCAAUCUUGCUGAUUAUAAUGCACUGUAUCAGUGGUCGAUAAAGAAUCGCUCCGAGUUCUGGAGCUUUGUGUGGGAACAGCUGCCGCUCAUUCAUGAAGGACAGUAUGAGGUUGCAGUCGACGAAUCCAUUCCAAUUCAGAAGAACCCAGACUGGUUCAAUGGUGUUCGACUGAACUUUACAGAGAACAUUCUAUUCAGCCCGGGAAGCUCGGCGGGUUCUCGGUCGACAGCUGGCAAAGAAGAUUCCAAGGUUGCCAUUCACGAGGUUGUCGAAAGCAACAUCCAGCCAGCUAGAGAUGUGACUUGGAAAGAACUAAGACAGAACGUUGGACAGUUCACGCAGGCUCUCAAAGCAACUGGUGUGCAAAAGGGAGACCGCGUGGCUGUUGUAGCUAGCAACAGCGUGGAAUGCCUGAUCCUGUUUCUCGCCACGGCGAGCUUGGGAGCGUUGAUCUCGACGACCUCGUCAGACACUGGGUCGCGAGGAAUACUGGAUAGACUGACCCAAAUCAAGCCUCGAUGGCUGUUCAUGGAAGAUGCCGCAAUCUACAAGGGCGAGGUGAUCGAUCUCCGGUCCAAGAUUGCACAAGUUGUCCAGGGGAUGCACGCUGUUUCCGAGUUUCAGGGCGCAGUUGCAAUCCCCCGAUUCAGGGGUCGACCAAAUGAUGUGGCUGGCGUGCCUCGGACUCAGACUCUGGACAGCUUCCUGGCCAAGGCGCAGUCUGAUGAGCUGGAAUUCGUCCGCGUUGGCUUUCGCGACCCGUUUCUAAUCGUAUACUCAUCCGGAACCACAGGCCAGCCGAAGUGCAUUGUUCACUCUACAGGUGGUGUCCUGAUUACUACGGGUAAAGAAGGGAGGCUGCACCAGAACGUGGAUUCUCAGAGCACAAUUCUACAGUAUACGACUACGGGGUGGAUUAUGUACCUCAUGUGUGUGGCCAGUUUGGUCACAGGGGCCAAAGUCAUUUUGUACGAUGGCAGCCCGUUUGCGCCAGAUGCUCGCUUUCUCAUCCAAUUGAUUGGUCGUCAGCGAGCAACCCAUUUCGGAACAUCUCCACGCUAUCUGCAGGAACUGAGAAAGCAGAAAAUCACUCCCCGAAAUACAGCAGAUCUGAGCAAUCUCCGCAUUGUGACGUGCACCGGUAUGGUGCUGGCCGAUUCUCUCUUUGAAUGGUUCUAUGACGACGGAUUUCCGUCCCACGUCCAGCUGGCAAACAUCUCUGGAGGGACUGAUCUGGCAGGCUGCUUUGGUAUUGAGAACCCAUUGAGUCCGCUGUAUGUGGGUGGCUGCCAGGGAAUCUCUCUGGGUAUUCCCCUUGAAGUGUUUGAUCAAGUAGACGAAGGCCUGCAGGGUGUUGAUGGCAAGGCUGUGUCGAAUGGCGAGGCUGGUGAGCUGGUUGCUACUGGUGCGUUUCCCAGUAUGCCAGUUACUUUCUGGGGCGACGAUGGACCAAAGAAGUAUUAUGAUGCAUACUUUGCAAGGUUCAACAAUGCAUGGACACACGGCGACUUCAUCGCUAUUCAUCCCACUACCAACCAAGUCACCUUCCUUGGCCGAUCCGACGGCGUCCUCAACCCAUCCGGCAUCCGAUUUGGAUCGGCUGAAAUAUACAACGUUAUCGAGACGCAGUUUGCCAGCGAGGUAGUGGAAUCGGUCUGCGUCGGACAGAGACGCCCGCAAGAUCUCGACGAGUCAGUGAUUUUGUUUCUAAUGAUGAAACCGGGACAGCAAUAUACUCAAAACCUCGUGGAGCGGAUCAGAGCGGCAAUUGGCAAGGCUCUUAGUCGGCGGCAUGUGCCCAAGUAUAUUUUUGAGACGCCUGAGAUACCGACAACCGUCAACGGGAAAAAGGUUGAGCUACCGGUUAAACAGAUUGUGUCGGGGAAACGGAUUAAACCAUCAGGAACACUGGCGAACCCGCAGAGCCUGGAGUUUUACUACCGGUUUGCAGAGGUGGAGAAGCUGGGUGGCAGACCAACAAAGCUGUGA
This is a messenger RNA of Talaromyces rugulosus, 2031 nucleotides long. RefSeq lists its product as uncharacterized. Gene Ontology annotation, biological process: lipid metabolic process. Lineage: Eukaryota; Fungi; Ascomycota; Eurotiomycetes; Eurotiales; Trichocomaceae. Bases 1 to 2031 code for a protein of 676 amino acids. Gene Ontology annotation, cellular component: cytosol. Gene Ontology annotation, molecular function: acetoacetate-CoA ligase activity. The transcript is spliced from 5 exons. The record is from RefSeq and is a predicted model, not a curated record.